UCGUGCACGCGCUUUCCGCGUCCCCGCGUUCAGCCUCAACAUGAACAUCAACAUCAACAUGAACGUGUUCAGCACCAAAGAUCCGCUCAGCGAGUUGAAUUAACAGAACAGCAGCGGAGAAAACCAUAUCAAGGAAUAAAGUCUGAUCUUUCGCUCACGCCUGAGAAAGAUAGACAGAGAGAAAGAGAGAGAGAGAGAGAAGGUUGUGUGGAAUGGCAGGAGGAAGAAGAGGAGCGAGUCGGACGACGUACUGUCGUUCUCCGCUGGGCAAUGAGACAGGAUCCGUCAACAACGGCAACCACUCGACCAGCUCACCUGUGACAGGUGUGAGGUCACGGACGAGGAACAGUUCAGGAACGGGGAUCCCCAGCCCCCCUCUCGCUACACAGACGGUGGUCCCGCUGAAGCACUGCAAGAUCCCCGAGCUCUCUGUGGACCGCAACGUGAUGUUCGAGCUGCACCUCCUCUUCUGCCACCUCAUCGCACUCUUCGUGCACUAUGUCAACAUCUACAAGACGGUGUGGUGGUACCCGCCCUCACACCCACCCUCACACACAUCACUGAACUUCCACCUGAUUGACUAUAACAUGCUGGUGUUCACCGUCAUCGUGUUGUCACGCCGGCUCAUCGCAGCCAUCGUUAAAGAGGCGUCUCAGAGUGGGAAGUUUCCUCACUCCGUCUUCUUGGUGACGGCUCGUUUUGCUGUUUUGACGCUCACCGGCUGGAGUUUGUGCCGUUCACUUAUCCACCUCUUCAGGACGUACUCUGUGCUCAGCCUCCUGUUCCUCUGCUAUCCUUUCGGGAUGUAUAUCCCUAUCCUCAGACCGAGCAGUGACGUGCGUCUCUCCCCCAUUGCCUCCGUCGGCUCCAGAGACACGGGGACGGGAGUGGGCGUGUCCAUGGGGCGGGACUACCUGUCUGUACUGAAGGAGACGUGGAAGCAGCACACGAGCCAGCUGUACGGCGUCCAGCCCAUGCCCACACACGCCUGCUGCCUCUCACCUGACCUCAUUCGCAAAGAGGUCGAGUUCCUCAAGAUGGACUUCAACAAGAGGAUGAAGGAGGUGCUGGUCAGCUCCAUGCUCAGCGCGUACUACGUCGCCUUCGUGCCCGUCUGGUUCGUCAAGAGCACUCAGUACGUGGAUAAGCGCUGGUCGUGCGAGCUCUUCAUCCUCGUGUUCGUGAGCACGUCGGUGAUCCUGAUGCGCCACCUGCUGCCCCCCCGCUACUGCGACCUGCUGCACAAAGCCGCCGCCCACCUGGGCUGCUGGCACAAAGUGGACCCCUCGCUGUGCUCCAACGUCCUGCAGCACACGUGGACAGAAGAGUUCAUGUGGCCACAGGGGGUGUUGGUGAAACACAACAAAAACGUGUAUAAGGCCAUGGGCCAUUAUAACGUAGCAGUGCCUUCAGACGUCUCGCAUUAUCGCUUCUAUUUUUUCUUCAACAGGCCUCUUCGAAUAUUAAACAUCCUCAUCAUCCUGGAAGGAGCGAUGAUAUUCUAUCAGCUCUACUCGCUGAUGUGUUCGGAAAAGUGGUACCAGACGAUAUCGUUAGCGCUGAUCCUCUUCAGUAACUACUACGCCUUCUUCAAGCUGCUCAGAGACAGAAUCGUGUUGGGAAAAGCGUACUCAUACUCCACCUCGUCAGACCACAAAGUCAGCUAGACGCUCGUCCCUCCCUGUCACACCAGCGACGGAGAACAGAGCGGAAAAGCAUGCACCAGAGCUUUUUAUUUUUUCUAUAACUUUUUUUUUGUCACUCUGUUUAUGUUCUGACCUGCCAUGGAAUAAAAAAGAAAAUAUUUUUGUAUUCCUUCA
This is a messenger RNA of Pangasianodon hypophthalmus (striped catfish), 1820 nucleotides long. RefSeq names its product transmembrane protein 39B (gene tmem39b). The transcript has 9 exons. The record is from RefSeq and is a predicted model, not a curated record. Bases 213 to 1667 code for a protein of 484 amino acids. NCBI's taxonomy places the organism in Eukaryota, Metazoa, Chordata, Actinopteri, Siluriformes, Pangasiidae. Gene Ontology annotation, cellular component: membrane.